Molecule: messenger RNA, 219 nt
Organism: Beauveria bassiana ARSEF 2860
Lineage: Eukaryota; Fungi; Ascomycota; Sordariomycetes; Hypocreales; Cordycipitaceae
Product: COX17 protein
Exons: 3
Coding region: 1-219 (72 amino acids)
Biological process (GO): mitochondrial respiratory chain complex IV assembly
Cellular component (GO): mitochondrial intermembrane space
Molecular function (GO): copper ion binding; copper chaperone activity
Source: RefSeq, a predicted model, not a curated record
AUGGACGCCAAGAUCUCUGCUCUCUCUUCCGCCGCUCCGGCCGCCGCCUCGACGACUGAGAACGCUUCGCGCCCCAAGCCCUGCUGCGUAUGCAAGGACGAAAAGGCCAAGCGCGACGAGUGCAUGCUCUUUUCCGGCGCCAAGGACCCCCAGGCCGACUGCAAGUCCUUUGUGCAGCAGUACAAGAGCUGCAUGCUCGGUUACGGAUACAAGGUCUAA